Molecule: messenger RNA, 1099 nt
Organism: Sorghum bicolor (sorghum)
Lineage: Eukaryota; Viridiplantae; Streptophyta; Magnoliopsida; Poales; Poaceae
Product: cinnamoyl-CoA reductase 1
Exons: 6
Coding region: 7-999 (330 amino acids)
Molecular function (GO): oxidoreductase activity, acting on the CH-OH group of donors, NAD or NADP as acceptor
Source: RefSeq, a predicted model, not a curated record
ACAGCCAUGGACGGCGGCGACGCGGGCAAGACGAGGACGAUGAAGAAGACGGUGUGCGUGACGGGCGCCGGCGGCUUCGUCGCCUCGUGGCUCGUGCAGCGCCUCCUCUCCAGAGGCGACUACCUCGUGCGUGGCACUGUUCGCGAUCCGAGUGAUCCCAAGAACGCGCACCUGAUGGCGCUGGACGGCGCCGGGGAGCGCCUGCGGCUGUUCAAGGCUGACUUGUUGGACCGUGCCAGCGUCGCCGCCGCCGUUGCUGGCUGCGACGGCGUCUUCCACGUCGCCAGCCCCGUCCCGGCCGUCGAGCCCACCAACCCCGAUGUGGAGAUCAUGGCUCCGGCGGUGACCGGCACGCAGAACAUGCUGGAGGCUAGCCACGCGGCCAACGUCCGCCGCGUCGUGGUGGUGUCGUCGGUCGCCGCGGUGAUCGCGAACCCCACCAGCAUCCCCGAUGACGCCGUCGCCGACGAAGACUGCUGGUCGGACGAGGACUACUGCAGAGCCACUAAGAACUGGUACUGCCUUUCCAAGACGGUGGCCGAACGCGAGGCACUGGCAUACGGCGAGAGGACUGGGAUGGACGUGGUCACCGUCUGUCCGCCGUGGGUUCUGGGUCCGCUGCUGCAGCCGACGGUGAACGCCACCAGCAUGGGUUUCGUGAAAUACCUGAAAGGAGAAAACACCGAUGAGAAGAGGAGGAACAUGGUGGACGUGCGCGACGUCGCAGACGCUCUGGUCCUGACGUACGAGACGCCGGAGGCGGCUGGCCGGCGAUACAUCUGUAGCGCACACGCCAUGAAGGUGUCUGAAAUAAUCAGCCUCGUCAGCAGCCUGUACCCAGACCUGAAGCUGCACUACCCCAGGGAGUUUGUUCAGAAGGAAGACGAGAAGGGAGUGAGCUCCAAGAGGCUGCAGGCGCUGGGGUGGAAAUUCAGGACGGUGGAGGAAACUCUGAGAGACACCAUCGACUCGUACAAGGCUGCUGGAAUCCUCAACUGAUGAUGAGUAAAAUGGCGUCAUGGAGAUUGGACUGGACUGUAAUAACAAAUUGGACUGACGGGGAAAUAAAGUGGUGACCAUGCAAGGCAAUAACAAUUAA